Lycium barbarum (goji berry) is the source of this 354-nucleotide messenger RNA. Its product is annotated as auxin-responsive protein SAUR32-like. Bases 1 to 354 code for a protein of 117 amino acids. The transcript has a single exon. Gene Ontology annotation, biological process: response to auxin. The record is from RefSeq and is a predicted model, not a curated record. Lineage: Eukaryota; Viridiplantae; Streptophyta; Magnoliopsida; Solanales; Solanaceae.
AUGGUCAAGCGUUUAAUUGGCAAGCUCAAAACUCAAUAUCUUCAAUUAAUUCCCACACACACAACCCCAAAUGCUGCGGAAAUCGUCGAUAAAAUCGUCGAAACACCGAGAAAGACUUAUGGAAAGGUGCCAAAUGAUGUGAAAGAAGGACACUUUGCUGUAUUUUCAGUGAAUCCUGAAGAGGAACCACAGAGAUUUGUGGUGGAGUUGCAUUGGCUAACACAUCUAUCAUUCUUGAAAUUACUUAAACAAGCUGAAGAUGAAUAUGGAUUUAGGCCAGAGGGUGUUCUUGAAUUUCCUUGUCGUGCUGAGGAAUUGGAAAAAGUUCUUGCUACUUGUGCUAUUGCUGUUUAA